Molecule: messenger RNA, 2260 nt
Organism: Halichondria panicea
Lineage: Eukaryota; Metazoa; Porifera; Demospongiae; Suberitida; Halichondriidae
Product: histone acetyltransferase p300-like
Exons: 7
Coding region: 1-2058 (685 amino acids)
Source: RefSeq, a predicted model, not a curated record
AUGGCUGAAUGUCGUAAUCCGGGCCAGGUGGAUGGAUUAGAAGACAUCCUGAAAACCAAGCCGAGCGUUGAGAGGGACCAGAGAAUCAGGGAACUGGUUGCUGCACUUGCCAAGGAGAGGGACACAUUGAAAGACCACUUGAGUAUUGUAGAGGACAAAGGCUUCGUGCUGGUGCUGGGAGAUGAUACUCUCAAACAACAAGUGGCAGACCUGAAAGAACAGCUUAGAGUGCUCCAAAUUGCAGCUGACACUUACAAAGAAGAUUUUCUGAGGGAGAGAAACGACAGAGCCUCAGCUCAUGGGGCAAAGGACGAUUUCAAGAAAGCUAUGGAAAAAACUGAAGCGGAGAAUAGACAACUCAAACAGAGACUCGUAAGGAGUGACUCGACCAAUCGGUCAAACACGAAUGGAGGAAACAGAUCACCUGAAAACUCCACUGCUUCUGACCAGAAGUGCAGAGAACUAAGAAAUCAUGUCCAUCAACUGGAGGAGGUGGUCCAGCAGUUACAGAGGCAGUUGGAACGAGCUCUGGCUGAAUCCAUUGAGCUGAAUGAGCUAAAAUGCCGUCAAAAGCAGCAGGAAGAGUACGCUCACGCACUGGAGCAGGAGAGGGACCAACUACGACAGCAGAUAGUGAGAAGUUCUCACAACGAUGUUUGGCUCUCCCGAUCAAACGGGCACUUGCCUUUGAGACCAGCUGUACGCGGUGGCAGACCUGUCAUGCUUACCAAUAUCGGUGGAGAGAACAUACCUGUGUACCACGGUGUCCAAUUCCCGGUCCGGGAUAAGCCCAUUCCAAUGCAUUGUUCCGAAAUGUUCCCAGGCUUACAAGAUCAACGGCCAGUUUUCAAUCCUUUUGAGAGUGAAGAUGGACCUCCUAUUCGAGCAAUAGACCCGGGGCUUAUGCACACUGAGGGGGGCGUGCCUAACCACUACAUGCUCGGACAAUAUAAUCAUCCCACCUCCCCCAUUGCAUCGUCAGCACGCCCUUCGAACAUGUACGCUGGACAACAAUCGACUAACAGUUACGGUAAUUUGUCACCCAGUACCCCAUCACCUCACACUGAUGCUGCCCUAGAGAGAAACGAUUCUCCAGUCUUUAGUGGCAGUUUUGAUGAGAGUCCGUGUAACGAGCGCAGACAACCUCAGUACAAUGCAUCAAAUGUGCCCAUGCCUCAACAACAACCCAACAUCCCUACCAAUUAUCACGUAAACCCACAUCAGCAAGGAGCACAGACUUUGUAUCGAAAUUUACCACUUCAUUUGAGUCAUCCAGGCGGAGCUGGCAUUCCAUCACCAAAUACCCGUAAAAGAUUUGAGCAACCUCAAACACAAAGCCCCUCUCAACCUCCAUCACUACCCCCAAAGCAAAGGCAAAACUAUGACUACCCCCGGCAUAUGAACUCUGACCGAGAUCAAAUUUUACCAGCUCUACCUCCAAAACCUAAUGGAAAUUUCCAAUCCAGACAGCUACAAUACUCUACCCCUCACCGCGAAGAGAUUGCAACACCACCACUUCCACCUAAACCUGCGAGAGCCGAACAAAGAAACACUGCAGGCUACUGUGAGAGCAAAGCUGCGGCUUUACAAACAAUCGGUGAUCAACCAGAGAACGUAACUAUUUCUGAUCUUCCACCAUCGCAUAUUGUAGCUACAAGCAGUUCCUACAUGCUUGAUGGGCUGGAUGGUAAGGACAGUCGGAGUCGGGAUACCAACGAACAUGCUCCAUUCGAUCCAAACCUUGUGUGUCCGGUAUGCAAGAAGAAGUUUAGAUAUGAUGAGACGCAGAAAUGUAGAACCCACAUUCGCCGUUGCCUUGGAGAUAGAGAGGAAAGAGUACAAGAAUGGAAUCACAGGAUGGCUAGUGGCACAGAACCAUUCUCUCAACAGCAUAGCUUGAAUAAGACGUCCUCUACUGCUGAGCGGACACGAUCUGAUACCGAGGAUUCACGGCCACCUGGACAGGAGAAGAGGAACCUGGUGAGCAGAGGAGCUGGUGAUGACAUUCUCCCUUCACCACCAACACCAAUCCCUCGAAAACGUUCUAUAAGAAAAUAAUGGUCGUGGUUACUACUUCAUGUAAAUCUUCACAAAAUAUGCAAAUCAACAGCUAUAUACCAUUCAUACUGUUCCUAUUGUUCUGUAUAUACUAUAUACUGUUCCCAGCGUUUUUACGGUUCCCAGUGUUUAUUGUGUGCUUUAUUUGUGUUCAAUUCAAUUUUUGUAUUCCAAAUUUUCUUCAUGAAUGUUAAUUAGGCCA